Molecule: messenger RNA, 891 nt
Organism: Cucumis sativus (cucumber)
Lineage: Eukaryota; Viridiplantae; Streptophyta; Magnoliopsida; Cucurbitales; Cucurbitaceae
Product: translationally-controlled tumor protein homolog
Exons: 5
Coding region: 99-605 (168 amino acids)
Cellular component (GO): cytoplasm
Molecular function (GO): calcium ion binding
Source: RefSeq, a predicted model, not a curated record
UAAAUAGUGAGAGCUUAUAGCGUUCUCUUAACGCAAAUCUUCCUUCUUCUUUGAAUUGUUUUCUUCAUAUUUUUCAAUUCUCUUUUGCAGCCACAGCCAUGCUUCUCUACCAAGACCUUCUAACAGGUGAUGAACUUCUUUCGGACUCUUUCCCAUACAAUGAAAUCGAGAAUGGGAUGUUGUGGGAAGUGGAAGGAAAGUGGGUUGUACAAGGGGCGAUCGACGUAGACAUCGGGGCAAACCCGUCUGCGGAAGGUGCCGAUGAGGAUGAAGGUGUAGAUGAUCAAGCUGUCAAGGUUGUUGAUAUUGUCGACACAUUUAGACUUCAGGAACAACCUUCGUUCGACAAGAAGCAAUUCAUCACAUACAUGAAAAGGUACAUCAAAUUGCUAACUCCUAAACUAGACGAAGAAAAGCAAGAGUUGUUCAGGAAACAUAUUCCAGAGGCAACCAAGUUUCUCAUUUCGAAGAUUGAUGACCUCCAAUUCUUUGUGGGUGAAGGGAUGCAUGAUGAUGGGACAAUGGUUUUUGCAUACUAUAAAGAAGGGGCAACUGAUCCUACCUUUAUCUAUAUUGCCUAUGGGUUGAAGGAAGUCAAGUGUUGAAGGAAUCCCCAUCAAUUUUCAAUAUAUCAUCCUUUGCUUUUUACUUUUUUACCCUUUUUUUUCUUUUUACUUUUUUAGUUGGUUGUCGAAGUUUUUUUUCUCUUUGAGAAGACUUGAGAAUUUAUAUCAAGCUUAUGCCCUAAUGGGUUAAUCUAAUUUAAUAUAUGAUCUUUAGACAAUGAGGUUCUAUGUGCCUUAUUUUUACUUUUUACCUUUUCAUGUCUUUGACUGUAUUAUUUGAAUGAGGAAGAAUAUGCCAAUAAAAAAGAGAUUAAAAAUUUGUCAA